AUGGAGUGCAGAAUAAGAGAGAACUCUGAUGCUGAUGUAGACGAAAUAGAAACUGAAAAAGGAUUGAGAGAAGAAAAUAAUCGCAAAAGGAAAAUGGAAGAAAUGGAUUCCGAAGAGGAACGAAAGAAUAAUCUUUUUAUUAAAAAUGAUGAUGUUGAACUGUUUGCUGAUUUGGAACAAAUGGAUCUAAUGUCUGAUGAUGAAGAUGAACCAGUAGAUAGCAAAGAAAAUGUAAAAUCUCGAGGACUUACGCUUCGCAACUACCAACGGGAGCUAGCUGAGAACGCAAUUCAAGGAGAGAACACCAUUGUCUGCUCAGGAACAGGUACAGGGAAAACCCGUGUGGCAUUUGCUAUCAUUGAUGACCAUAUCAAGAAAUAUCCCGAAGGUAAGGUAGUAGUAAUGGCCCCUACAGUUCCUCUGGUUAACCAGCAUUACCAGGUCCUCAGACGUCUGUUGCCUCAUUUAGUGGAGAAAACACUGAAAAUAACUGGUGAAAGUGAAAGAAGUGAACAACUCCAUAUGUUCGUGGGAGAGUACCAAGUUUUCCUUCUUACACCAGCCAUCUUGGAAAAUGCUAUCAAUCCGGGGAAGGAUGAAAUCAUUUUGUCCAAGUUUUCGCUGAUGAUAUUUGAUGAAUGUCACCAUGCCUGCAAGGGUCACACCUACAACCAAAUCAUGCUGAAAUACCACAUGAUGAAAAGUGAUCCACGGAAGGGGAAGUCAAAAUUGCCUCAGAUUGUGGGUCUGACAGCAACACUUGGUACCAACAAGGCCAACACUCCAAGCAAAGCAAAAGAGCACAUCUUCCAGGUCAUGGCCAACUUAGAUGUCCAUCUGCUGUCAACUGUCAUCAAAUGCAAAGAUGACCCACAGUUAAACAGAGAUCAAAUUGAUAUUGAAAAAGUCAAACUUCUACAGGAUGUUAAAAAUGACACAGUUCAUAAAAGAAUUGAGGAAGUAAUGGAAGAAAUUGAGAAAAUCUUAGAUGAGGAAAAAGGACACUUAGAUGCAGAACAUGAAGAUGAGGAAGAGAUAUUGAAGACACUGUUGGGGAAACCAAAUGCUAACAGGACACUGGAAGGCAGCAGAAACUCACAACAAUAUGUGCAGUGGUGUUGUCGGCUGCAUGAUAAAGCCAUUCCAAUUUUGUUUAGAAAGCCUGGUUCUUCUGAAAGAAUACGACUUGGUGGGGAGUAUCUGAAGAAACUGAGUGAUUUGCUGGAGGUAAAUGACUGUUUGACAGGAGACAUUGCUUUAGAGGUUCUGAAGAAGGAAGUGGAGAACAUCAAUGUGGAAAUAACGAAAAAUGAGAAAAGAAUUGCACAUCUGAUUAUCAAACUGCAAUCAGAUCCACAAAAAUUGCAGGCUGGUUCCACUGCUCAGACAAAUUCUGUAAAAAAUCUUAAUGUUCUUUUGAGAACAAUGGAGGACAAUAUUAUCCUAAAGGACAAAGCAAAUGGUGGACAAACACAGUUCAUCAUAUUUGUAAAAACUAUAGAGGUGGCCAAACGAUUGAGUGAAAUGUUAAAGAUCAAGGCUUAUAACUGUGAAAGCCUGAUUGGAACAAGAGCCAUGAACAAAAUAGAUCAAAUUAUCAUCUUGAAUAAAUUCCAUGAGAAGAAAAUUCAAGGAAUUGUUGCCACCUCAUUGGCAGAGGAGGGAAUUGAUAUCCCAGACUGCGACCUAGUUAUCCUGUAUAACUAUAUUGGCAAUGAAAUAUCAUAUAAACAGGCCAUGGGGCGAGCAAGAAAAUUGAAAGCCCAAAUUCUUGUUCUUGGAAAACCCUCUGACUAUGAUAGAGAGACUAUCAACAAAGCCCGCAUAAAAUACAUGGAGCAGGCUGUAGAAAUGAUCAGAUCUGAUGAAAAUGUUGAGAAAAAAAUAAGAAACACCAUUGAAGAAAUGGUUGCAGAACAAGACCUGAAGAUGUUGACAGCAUCACAGGCAGAAACAAAACCGGAGGGAGCUGCAAACCACAGACUGAUUUGCAAAUGCGGUCAUUUUGAAAUUGAUUGCAGUAUACUGCGGUGCAUUGACAACACAAAUUAUGCUGCACUUGAUGUCGAGUUGUGGGACAAGAUUGAAGAAAAACCUCUGACAAAAAAGGCCAACACAAAGUCAGAUUUGGACAUGCAGACUGAGUGGAAUCACCAAAGCUGCCAGAAAAAACUGGGAACCAUCUUUUUAUACAAGGGUGUUCGUUUGCUUUAUUUAGCGCAGAAGUCCUUCAGUUAUGACACCAAAGAUGGAGAUCGUCCCCUACCAGUCCAGCAAUGGAAGAAACUACCAUUCCAAAUUCCAGCCUUGACAAGCAAAGAACUGUUGGAGCACCAGAAGUUGCUAAAGGUUAAUGGAAAACAAUGA
Magallana angulata is the source of this 2367-nucleotide messenger RNA. Its product is annotated as antiviral innate immune response receptor RIG-I-like. The record is from RefSeq and is a predicted model, not a curated record. NCBI's taxonomy places the organism in Eukaryota, Metazoa, Mollusca, Bivalvia, Ostreida, Ostreidae. The transcript has 11 exons. Gene Ontology annotation, cellular component: cytoplasm. Gene Ontology annotation, molecular function: nucleic acid binding; ATP binding. Bases 1 to 2367 code for a protein of 788 amino acids.